UUUCCGUUUGCUUUGUGUUGACCCAGAUUAUUUUUCUGUUGGUGAAUUCAUUUUAUUAAUAUAAUUUGUUCUAUUGUGCGAUUAUAAACAGAAACCAACGAUUCAGUAUCAGUGCUAGCAGUAUUCAUACUACCGCUUUCGAGGUACAUCAUACAUUUAUUUACUUCUGAUUGGAAAGAAGUUCUCUCGAGGAAACAAUACAUUCUUAUGUUUAUUGGGCAUAAGUUGGAGACGUGCAUGCGAAACGUUAAAUGAAGAUCUUCAUCUGAAUACCAACAUGUCAUCCGUUUAUCAAUCACAUUUCAAAUGUGAAAUCUGCUUACUGAGUUGUAAAUCCAAGUCUCAUCGAGAAAUACACAUGCGCAUCCACACCGGUGAAAAACCUUACAAGUGUGGAAUGUGCUUAAAGGAUUUCUCAACCAAGGGUAACAUUAAAACACACAUGCAGAUCCAUACUGGAGGAAUCAUUUUCAAAUGUUUGGCGUGUUCGAAGGGUUUUGCUUUGGGGUCUUACUUAAAAAAACAUAUGUUGAUUCAUACUGGUGAAAAACUAUUCAAAUGUGACUGGUGUGAAAAGAGUUUUAUAACUAUGUCCCAGUUGAAACAACAUAUAUCGAUUCACACUGGUGAGAAACCCUUCAGAUGUGAUGUGUGCACAAAAUGUUUUGCACGGAGUUCACGGUUAAAACAUCAUAUGUUUAUUCAUACUGGUGUGAAACCUUUCAAAUGUGAAGUGUGCACAGAAAGUUUUUUACGGCGUUUCAGCUUGAAAGAACAUAUGUUGAUUCAUACUGGCGAAAAACCCUUCAAAUGUGAAGUGUGCACAAAAUGUUUUUUACAGCAUUGCACUUUGAAACAACACAUGUUGGUUCAUACUGGCGAUGGACCUUUCAAAUGUGAAGUGUGCACAAAAUGUUUUGCAAAUAGUUCCAACUUCAAACAACAUAUGUUGGUUCAUACUGGUGGAAAACCAUUCAAAUAUGAAGUGUGCACAAAAUGUUUUACAUACAGUUCCGACAUAAGAAAACAUAUGGAAGUUCAUACUGGGGAGAAACCUUUCAAAUGUGAAGUGUGCAAAAAAUGUUUUACACAUAAUGCCCACUUAAAACAACAUAUGGUGAUUCAUACUGGUGAGAAACCUUUCAAAUGUGAAGUGUGCAAAAAAUGUUUUUUACAUAGUUCCAGCUUAAAGCAGCAUAUGUUGAUUCAUACUGGUGAGAAACCUUUCAAAUGUGAAGUGUGCACAAAAUGUUUUACACGGAGUGUCAGCUUAAAACAACAUAUGUUGAUUCAUACUGGUGAGAAACCUUUCAAAUGUGAAGUGUGCACAAAAUGUUUUUCACAGCGUUUCAUCUUGAAGCAACAUAUGCUGGGUCAUAUUGGCGAAAACCCUUUUAAAUGUGAAGUGUGCACAAAAUGUUUUUUACGGAGUUCCCACCUAAAACGACAUAUGUUGGUUCAUACUGGUGAAAAACCUUUCAAAUGCGAAGUGUGCAAAAAAUGUUUUACAUAUCUUUCCGACUUAAGAAAACAUUUGAAAGUUCAUACUUGCGAAUAACCUUUUAAAUGCGAAGUGUGAACGAAAUAUUUUAUGUACCGAUCCAUCUUAAAACAACACAUAUUGGUUCGUACUGUUAGAAACCGUUCAGUAUGAAAACAUAUUUUGAAUUUCAGUGGAAAAAUGGUGUUUAACGGAGUAAAGGUUUGGUUUUGGAUAUUGGUAAUGCUCUGAAUGAACAAUUUUUAUUAAUGCACCUUAUUCUAAAAAAAAAAAAUAAUAUUAUAUUUUUCUUAAAUAUUUCAUACUUCAUAAAUUGGCCAUAUCUAUCCAGUGAAUCUUGUAUAAAUAUUGUACUUUUUUUUAAUAAUUUUAUAUACCAUUGGUUUAUUAUCUUUUCUUAUAUUAUUACUAUUGUUUCAAAUAUUGAUUCUAUAUACUUCUUCAAUAGUUUUAUUAGUUUGUUUUUGUUAAAUAGUUUGCCAACUUUGUAAUGCAUGUGUCCAAAAGUUAUUCUUUUCUCUUUUUUUAAUUUUUUUUUUUUUUUUUUUUUUUUUUUUUUAAUAAAGUGAUCACCGUGUCACAAAAUGUACAGUUGUUAUUCCUGUAAUGGCUUGAAACUGAUGUACACAUGCACCCAAUUAGAGUUUGAUGUAUAUAGUCUCCUUAUCCAAGUAGACUUUAAAGCUAUCCUAAAAUUGUUAAUGUUUAACAUUCAAGGCCACCAUUGUUAUAUUCUUGUUCUAAUAUUUCUCUUUUUAUUUUUUUCAUGUUUAUUUUGCUAAAUAAAAAAAUAAUGCAUCUUAUUUAUUUGUUUUAUUUUAUCCAUGGGAUUUGGAAGAGAAAUUAGCAAAUGUAU
This is a messenger RNA of Gigantopelta aegis, 2357 nucleotides long. RefSeq names its product zinc finger protein 28-like. The coding region runs from base 278 to 1558 and encodes 426 amino acids. Gene Ontology annotation, molecular function: RNA polymerase II cis-regulatory region sequence-specific DNA binding; DNA-binding transcription activator activity, RNA polymerase II-specific. The transcript is spliced from 2 exons. Gene Ontology annotation, cellular component: nucleus. Gene Ontology annotation, biological process: regulation of transcription by RNA polymerase II. The record is from RefSeq and is a predicted model, not a curated record. Lineage: Eukaryota; Metazoa; Mollusca; Gastropoda; Neomphalida; Peltospiridae.